Molecule: messenger RNA, 1293 nt
Organism: Ornithorhynchus anatinus (platypus)
Lineage: Eukaryota; Metazoa; Chordata; Mammalia; Monotremata; Ornithorhynchidae
Exons: 3
Coding region: 15-296 (93 amino acids)
Source: RefSeq, a predicted model, not a curated record
UGUGCAAUGGCAGCAUGGUGUGGAAAGUCAAUUUUGACUGGGAAAAGGCACAGAAGGAAGCUGAAAGCCAGAAGUCCUGUGAGAUUAUCAAAGCCCUUCAGAACAUUUCCGACUGCGAGACCAUCCAGGACAUCCUGAGAAUUAUGCAGCGUCCCAACGAUGCCCACGUGCACUGUGAAGUGAACCAGGAGACCCAAGUCGAGCUGCUGAUGUUCCUGAAGAAGAUGCUCCCGUUCUACCAGAAAAUCUUUCGGGAUACGAAGAAGGGCCACUCCACCAAAGCUUCUUCUCCCUAAAGGGUUGCAACUGAGACCAAGUCCCCCACCAGGGUCUUUGUGGGGGGCUGGGGAGAAACAGGGUCCAUGAAUACCUAUCAUGCAGCUCUCCUGUCAUUCACCAGUGCUCCCAUAUCACCCCAGGUGGAUCUGUUGUUCCCCGGGCAGAUUGAACCCUGCCCUGUGUACUGACCUAGUGGACUCGCUCUCAGCUAAUGCCACUCUCCAGUUGCCUUCUUCCUUUUUUCCACCACACCCUCUUGGCCUCUCCCCACUCUCUGACCUCCGUGCUUCCAGAGGCCCUCCUCGGCUAUCCUCAGACUACUCCCCUUCCUCUCCCCUCCACCCCCUCUGCCCCUCUACCGACCCUUCCCUCCCAUCGUGAUUUGGGACUAAUCGAUCCGAGAGGCCUUCAACCAAAAGAAACACGAACCACAGCCCUCGCUUCAGCGGACUCCCCAGGCCGACCGAUUCGGAUCUAGGAAGAGAGGCUCUGUGGGGAAAGUUCCCCCGGAUCUCUCCAGGCAGCUACGAGAGCAUUACGCAUCCCAGGGCUUCCCCGCCGACCCCGGCUCAGCUUGGGGCGGGCAGAGAUGGAGACCCACGCUCUGCCUUGAUUGAGAUGCAGACUGAGACACGGAGCAGAUGCUCGGCGCCAUUUCUACUUGGUCUUAUUUAUUAUCGUCUGUUAUUUAAAGCACACCUUUGUCUUCCUACCGAUCGAUAGCAUGGAUGGAUGGAUGGAUCGAACUAUUUGUCUGAGAUACUGUUGCAGAGAGGACUGGAAGAAGAGGCUUGGGCCCUCAGGGGAGUGGGGCGAUGAACCUGCACUCCCCUGGCCCAUCCUGUUCUGGGUAGCCUGCUACCUCAUCAGCCAACUCCGAGACAGAGUGGCUGAGCUGGAGCGGUGAGGAGGAGGAGAGCCAGGCCGGAGCAAGAACCCUGCCUCCAGAGCCCAAGGGAAAGAGAACAGACUUGGAAGUUAAGGGAGCCGGGUUCUAAUCCUGGCUCCGCCACU